CGUGUUUUGUGAGCGGGCAGGUCGGACUAACGUUAUACCUGAGGUAUAAACGGCGGUAGAAAUAUAUACGUAAGCCGUAUGCACGCGGAUGAUAAUGGUCAGUCAAAAUAAAAAUUUGUUUAUAUAUAUAUAUAUAUAUAUAAUAUUGAUGACAAGCACGCGUGUACGGGUACGAUAACCAAAAAUAAAUUUAUACAGGAAUAGUAUUGCCGGCGUGUAAUGAGCGAGGCGUAGGGUGGGGUGAAUGCGUUAUGACAGUCUAGUCUAGACGACGGAAUAUGCGAUAACGCGUGGCGUUUGGAGAGUUACAUACAUACAUACAUACAUACAGUGCUAUUUCGAACUUAUAUAUUGUAACGUUGUUUUAUUUCAAAAAUAUUACGAACUUCUUCAUACAAAAACAUGGCAUUAUAUCCUUCAAAUGUGCAACUUUUAUGCAUUGUAUUAAUGUCGGCUAUUGGAUGUUUAACUCAAACAAAACCUAUAUUAAUUCCUUUGCCCAUACCUUCUUCGACUCCUUUACCUAUUUUCAAUCCUUAUAAUCCAAAUUUUCCUCCGCCAUUCGCACCUUUACCAAAUCCAAACUCUCGUCCUUUUGUACCAAUAAUACAUCAAACUUUUGAUAUAACUCCAGAAGGAUCAUAUUCAUUUGGCUAUCAGUCAGCUGAUGGUAAUCAAAGACAAGAAUCUGGAACUCUUAAAUAUCCAACAAUUCCAGGAUUUCAGCCAGUAAUAUCAGUCAAAGGGUCGUAUUCUUCAUUAUCUCCCGGAGGCACUAUUGUUGAAGUUAAAUACAUAGCUGAUGAAAACGGAUUUCAACCUUUUGGGCUCGGAAUUCAUCCAUCGAUUAUUCGAGCAGUUGCCCAACAAGUGGAACAAGCAAAACGAGAAAAAUCACAGAUAGUAUCUUUUUAAAUCCGUGGCUUUUUCUUUAUACUAUUUUUAAUAAUAUGUACAAAAUAAUAAAUAACUAAAAUAAAAUUUCUACUCUACAUUAAACACUGGUAUUCAUACUGAGGAUUUUAAUUUACUUAAACGAUCGUUAAAGGUCAUUGAUAUUUUUAGUGAAGGACUCCUCUUAAUUUACAUUGUGGAUGUUCUGCCAUUUUAGAAAUAUUAAUAUCAAUAAAAUGUUAAACUUACAUUUUAACGUCAAAUAAACAUUAUAUUAACUUAUAACUUUUAAAAUACUAUUAAGGUUAUGUUCUUUGACAUAAAAUAAAAUUUCAAUGGCACUAAUGUAUCUUUUCAUCGUGUAAUACGAUUCGUGUUUAGUUUUAGUUAUUAUAGAGGUGGACAUAAUGUCCAUGCACUCAGACCUGUUAGUCCAAUGUGCGCACCUCAAUUAUCUUGAUUCGGUUUACCCACCUAAGUGUUAUCACCAAAGUUUUAUUGCAAUAUACUUAUCAUUGUAUAAGACCAUCAAUUCACCCUUAUGGAUGACCAAAGAGUCUUGUCUUUCCAGCGAAAUUCAGUAUCUCUCUGGGUCUUAGAUUUUUAAUAUCUUCUUUUUCAGGAAAAAGUUUACUCAUGUAUUUUGAUCUUAGUGUGGACAAGGCCACACAUUCACACAUAAUGUGAAAUGAGUCUUCGUCUUCUACUCCACACUUCUUGCACAAUGGUGAUUCCGAUACCCCUAGCGUAAUUUGCUGACUCUUUGCUAGUAGACGGUUCAUCAAGUGUCCCGUUGUUCGCAUUGAGACCUUCAAGUUCGCGAUUCUUCUGCAAGGAGUCGCCAGUUUACGCUCUUGUUCCGAGAGGUUGUCCGUAGGAUCCCUGUUCAUCCCAAGUUCGUUAUUUUAUGGUUUUUCUAUGUUUUUGUCCAUAUAGUUCCCACAAGUAUUCAAGAAAUAAAGGUCCAUCACAGCAGAGCUUGAUACUGUGAUAAGGCUGUAUACUUUAUGGUGCGCCAAGUGCCAUAGAGGAUCCCAAUGGUCACUUUACCUUUCGGCUAACUACCCUGUGAUAAGUUAGCAACCCUUUCACUUGGUGUGGCUGGGUUAGGGGGAGCUAUUCACUGUUAGCAAGCAGGUAUGCCCAGGCCUACCGGUCCCAACUAAUCAAGUCAUGAACGGCUAAGAGCAGUGGUACGUGUCGUCAUCCCCACUGAAUUAUCUAGGGUCCGCAGG
Messenger RNA from Daktulosphaira vitifoliae (grape phylloxera), 2129 nucleotides. RefSeq names its product endocuticle structural glycoprotein SgAbd-9-like. The transcript has 5 exons. The record is from RefSeq and is a predicted model, not a curated record. Gene Ontology annotation, cellular component: chitin-based extracellular matrix. Lineage: Eukaryota; Metazoa; Arthropoda; Insecta; Hemiptera; Phylloxeridae. Bases 403 to 915 code for a protein of 170 amino acids. Gene Ontology annotation, molecular function: structural constituent of chitin-based larval cuticle.